Molecule: messenger RNA, 735 nt
Organism: Acanthosepion pharaonis
Lineage: Eukaryota; Metazoa; Mollusca; Cephalopoda; Sepiida; Sepiidae
Source: the annotation of a GenBank genome assembly
AUGCAAGCUUUCAUCGCUUCAGUCUCCACCACAUCCCCAUUGAUGCCGCCGCCAUAUGCCGCGACGGGAUACAAAAACCUUCUGCUUCUCUCUCUUUGCUCUUCCUUUUUUCUCCCCCUUUAUUCCUCUUCUUUUUCUUCUCCCCCUUUAUUCCUCUUCUUUUUCUUCUCUCCCUUUUCCCAACUUCUUGUUCUUUCCUUUUCCUCUUCUUCCUUCUCUUCUAACCCUUUUCUCUUCUUUUUCUUCUCUCCCUUUUCUCGUCUUCUUUUUCUUAUCUCUCUUUCUUUUUCUUCUUUUUCUUCUCUCUUUUUUCCUGUCUUCGUUUUCUUUUCUCCAUUUCCUCUUCUUCGUUAUUUUCUAACCCUUUCCUCUUCUUUUUCUUCUCUAGCUUUCCUUUUCUUCUUUUUCUUCUCUCCCUUUCUUUUUCUUUUUUCUUCUCACCCAUUAUUUUCUUCUUUUUCUUUUCUCUUUUUUCCUUCUCUUCUAACUUUUCCGCUAGUUCUUUUUUUCUCUCCCUUUCUUCUUCUUUUUCUUCUUUCCCUUUCUUCUUCUUCUUUUUCUUCUCUCUUACUUUUCCCUCUCUUUCCUUUCAUUCCCUUUUCCAUCAUUUUUCGUCUAUAUUUCCUCGUUCUUUUUUUUCUUUUUUUCCACAAAGACACAAACUUGCUGCUUUCUCUCUCUCUCUUCUUCUUCUUCUUCUUCUUCUUCUUCUUCUUCUUAUCCUGUUUUCUCUAA